Xyrauchen texanus (razorback sucker) is the source of this 3485-nucleotide messenger RNA. RefSeq names its product BCL2 interacting protein 3 like b (gene bnip3lb). Lineage: Eukaryota; Metazoa; Chordata; Actinopteri; Cypriniformes; Catostomidae. Bases 151 to 792 code for a protein of 213 amino acids. The record is from RefSeq and is a predicted model, not a curated record. The transcript is spliced from 6 exons. Gene Ontology annotation, biological process: mitochondrial outer membrane permeabilization; positive regulation of apoptotic process; defense response to virus. Gene Ontology annotation, cellular component: nucleus; mitochondrial envelope; mitochondrial outer membrane.
UGUUUCCCACAUUGAAUUGGGUUCUGCCAAAGAACGUCCGUUCUGCGGUCAGGCUCUGGAUCACGCGUGCGCGCUGGUCUGAAUGAGCGCUCAGAGUGUUCGUGCAGUGUUGCUGACAGUCUCACGUAAGUCGCCCUACACAGAGCCACGAUGUCUGACGCUGAUGCCCCAGCAGACAACAACAAUGGGGAGCCUGGAUUAAACGGAUCAUGGGUGGAGCUGGAGAUGAACAGAAACUCUGCAUCGCUCGCUUCGUCCACCGCCUCGGUGCUGCCUCCUCUAGCUCAGGUUGUAGAGGAGGAUGAUGGAAUGGUGGGAGGGCUAGAACACGUUCCCUCUUCGUCCUCCAUUCACAAUGGAGACAUGGAGAAAAUCCUGCUAGAUGCCCAGCACGAGUCCAGCCGCAGUAACUCCUCUUGCGACAGCCCUCCUCGACCCCACAGUCCUCAGGAUGAUGGACAGAUCAUUUUUGACGUGGACACGAGGAGAGACAUUCAGGAGGACGUCAUGGAGAAGAUGAGAGAUGAUGACAUAUUAAUGAAGGAUUCAGACUGGGUGGCAGACUGGUCGAGUAGACCAGAGAAUAUUCCACCUAAGGAGUUCCACUUCCGGCACCCACGGCGUUCAGUGACUCUUAGCAUGAGGAAGACAGGAGCGAUGAAGAAAGGAGGCAUAUUCUCUGCUGAGUUUCUCAAAGUGUUCAUCCCCUCACUUCUCCUGUCCCACAUCCUGGUCUUGGGUCUAGGGGUCUACAUUGGGAAAAGACUGACUACUCCUGCAAGCUCCAUUUGAACACAAUUCUGAUGAAAUGCCUCAGGCAUGGCCCAGGUGGAUUAGGGUGAAGUUUGUAGUUUGGACAAAGAAUGACCCCUGCUUCCCCUUUCUUCUGCUUUCACUCUUUCCCUCCCAUACCAUUUUCUAUUUCCUUCCCUUUUUGGUGUUUCCUUUUACAUGGCCUUUCCACAAUGGGAAGUGACAUUUGCACAUUGUAGAUUAAGAGAAUUGUACUUCUCUCCAUUUCAGGCCCUCUUCUUUUUUCUUUUUCUUUUUUUUGUCACAUAUUUUUUAUUUGUGGUAUCCCUUUUUUCUGUUUUUUUUUUUUUUUUCACAAAAGUGAAUGUUGUAACAAACACCCCCUUAGCUCUUUAUAUGUAUAUCAUUUAAUUUGUAAGUGUUUGAGGGCAGUAUGUUAAACCAAACCUACAUGCUAGUUGAGCACUAGCCUGAUCAGAGAUCUGUCUGUGCCCUUUUGGGUCUGAUCACAUGGCCAAAAGUGGGCCACACACAUAAUGACAAAGUAAUAAAGGAUCCCACUAAUUUGGCCUCUUUUUUUAAAUGGGAUAAACCAAAAUAUAUAGACUUAUUGAAGACAUAUGAGCAUGCCUGGGUGGUAGCUAAAAGUUUUUUAUGCUUUUCAAAUGCUUUCCUUUUGGUUGUUUUAUUUACGUUUUGGUAGAAAUGUUAGAAUGAUUGAGUUAUUUGUGUUUUUGGAAAGACAGGGCUCUCUGUAGACCCCAUCCACAUCCUGUCAUGUUGGAAAAGGGCAAUUAAAGAAUAGCUUGUUAAUAAGAUGAAACAUAAUAUAUGUAUUUCACUGUACCAGAUGCAAUUCUAUACAAAGUUGAAAGCAUAAUCUUUGACAGUACACAGAGAAAGUGUUUGGUACAAGGAAAUGACUGAUACAUAAAUUCAUGUUUGAAAAAUGUAAUCUCAUAAACAUAUUGCCUGCCAUAAUACAUUUAGUCGGAUAGGACUGAUGGAUCCAUGUAUGAAAAAAUAUUAUUUUAUUUAAAUUAUUUCUGUGCUUGUUUCUCUGUGUUUGUUGUCAUUUUGUUUGCCCCUUGUUUCCUUUAAAUACAUAUCAGGUAGUGAUUUCAUAUCUGUGUGGCAGUAAAGGGGCCGUUCAGACCGAACACGUUCUUGUGCUAAAAAGUUAGACCGCAACGAAUAGAACAGAAUGCAGUAUUUUUUUUACAUUGACAAGGCGUCUAAACAUAUGGCGCUCCUGAGUGUGGCGAUACAAAUAUAAAAACGCUAGUCGCGGCUCAACGGUCAAAGACGUCCGUCUCUAGAGAACUAAAAACAAAUUAUGGAAAAGCAGUCCAGGCGGACACAAAAAAAAUUCAGGCAACCUGCUUGUGGCAAACAUUUUGUUAUAACAUCUAUCUCAUACAUAUUUAUAGCAUAAUGAUUUCCAUGCUGUUGAGGAGGUUGUCUUGAAAUGGAAGAGGUACAGCAGCGACAUCUUUGGUUUGUGACGGGAAUCACAACGAGGCUGUGAGUCUGGGCUGUAGGCUACUGCAGUUUAUAGUGUUUCUGGAUCGUUCCGCGGACAAAACAUUGGAAAAACACAUUUCCAAGAACAUUCAGUAGACAAAAAAAUAUAUUGACAACACGAGUUGAAGAGUUGAGUGUUGAAGAGAUGGUAGGCCUAAGUCUAUUCCUCACAGCCUCUUUGUCUUUCCCAUUAAAAUAUGAUGGCGCUACCGUGAAUAAGGACUGAAUACGUGCACCACAGUAUAACAAAUGACCCGUUGUGAUAUGCUCCAUCUAGCAGAAUUUAUCUUAAAGGAAUAUUUUCAAAUAAUCGUUUACUCACACUCAUGUCGUUCCAAACACAAAUUACUUAAAUUUUUCUCUGUAAUGCAAAAUGAGACAUUUUGAAGAAUGUUCCCACUGCUCUUUAACAUUGGAAAUUAAUGGUGAAACAUAUCAGUACAACUAGUCCAAGGCUUACAUUUUGAUCUGUUCCUCACAAAAAACUUCCAAAUGGCUUUAGAAGACUCUAAAUGAAGUGCACUAUUCAUAUGGACUUUUUCUUUUUGGAUUCUUUUAAGCCCCUGAUCACUAUAGGCUUUCAAUGUAUGGGGGGAAACACACACACACGCACACACACAGUCUAGUCAUGCACAUUUAGUUAACACUAACACUCCAGCACAACAGGUGACAAUGUAAUAAACCAGUGGACAUGAACAUCCAAAUGCUUAUGGGAACAGGGUUUUGUUUAGCUAUUACCCUGAACAGAAUUGUACUUAAGUCGAAUAGCGUUUUUUGUCAGGACAUUUUAAGUGUUUUUUUGGAUGUGUGCACACAUUUCUUUUGGUCUUCAUCUAAAUCUAUGAAGGAAUUGCCUCUUCUCAAACACAACUGCCAAAAUAUAUCUUUGUGCCUCGGCUCCUUAAUCAUGUUUGAUACUUUAUGAUGUCAUUGUUUAACAAAGCUCAUUUGUCUGUGUUCUGUGCCAGACUUUAUUUUAUCUGUGCCACCUUCUCUGUUAAUACAACAUUUUCAAGGUUUCUCCUAUACAUUAAGUUGAACUUUAGUUCUUUAAUAAUCAAGGCAAACUAGUGUAGAGAACACAGAAGAGAAGGCACAGGAUAGCUGUUAAUAAACAAAGAUAUAUUAAAUGGGGUUUUAGUUUUUUGAUUGUUCAUUGAAGUUGUAAACAAGUGAAUAAACCACAUUUGUGGAGAUACUUUUUCAGA